AUGGCGCCCACAGCUGAAGAAUGGACAAGAGCAAGUAAUAUCUGCACUUUUCUGGAGCCGUUUGCUGUGAUCACAAAGAUGAUAUCUGGCACUAAUUACCCGACAUCUAAUUUGUAUUUCUACCAAGUCUGGAUGAUACAUGAUUGGCUCCGGAAUAAUGAGGAAAGCGAUGAUGAGGUUGUCAGAUUCAUGGUGUCACCAAUGAAGGAGAAGUUUGACAAAUAUUGGGAUGAUGUCAGUGGUCUUUUUGCAAUGGCAGCAGUGUUUGAUCCGCGAUUUAAGCUAUCAAUUGUUGACCAUUGUUUAGGGAAGCUUGACAUGAGUACAAAAGAUGUUAAGGUGAAGAACUUGCGUGAGAGACUCAGCAAUCUCUUUGAGUCUUAUGACAAAAAAUCCAAGGUUAACUCCCCUUCUACGGAGCCACGUGAGACGGUUCCACCCAAAACAUGUGAGCCAGUGUCCACAGAAAUGUUUGAGAACUACACUGAUUUUUUUGCAUUUCGCAAAGUCAGUAGUGUUGGGAAUGGGAAGACACCUCUAGAAGCAUAUCUUGAUGAACCACCUUUGGAAUUUUCCAGUUUUAAGAGCUUGAAUAUUCUCGACUUCUGGAAAGAUAAUGCUCAUCGCUAUGGUGAUUUGGCUGGUAUGGCUUGUGAUCUAUUAAGUAUUCCAAUCACAACUGUUGCUUCCGAGUCUUCUUUCAGUAUUGGAUCAAGAGUCCUCAACAAAUACAGGAGCCGUCUACUCCCAAAAAAUGUGCAGGCUCUGAUAUGCACUAGGAAUUGGAUCAGGGGAUAUGAAUCAUAUCAAAAUGAAGAAGAAGUAUUUGGUGAAGAAGAUAAACCCUCAUCAAUUAAAUCAGCUGUUGGUGAUGAAGUGGAAGUUGCAAAAGUGUGA
This is a messenger RNA of Raphanus sativus (radish), 897 nucleotides long. Its product is annotated as zinc finger BED domain-containing protein DAYSLEEPER-like. The record is from RefSeq and is a predicted model, not a curated record. Bases 1 to 897 code for a protein of 298 amino acids. Gene Ontology annotation, molecular function: protein dimerization activity; DNA binding. The transcript has 3 exons. Lineage: Eukaryota; Viridiplantae; Streptophyta; Magnoliopsida; Brassicales; Brassicaceae.